AUGUCCAACGAUCCAGAUGCUAUGGAGGGAGAAAAGCCUCGACCUCUCGUGGAGGGCAAGAAAGCCGCCCGCAAAGAACAGUCCAUGACGCUCUGGCAAGCGGUUCGCUUGUACCCCAAGGCCUCCACAUCCGGCAAAUGGACGGUCCCCGCCUCGUGGCAAUCGGCACUCUCCAACGGGGCCCGAGUGGGCGAAGUGAUCGGAUUGCUCAUCAACGGCCUGAUUUCGGAACGACUGGGAUACCGCUGGACAAUGGUUUCGGCGCUGGCGGCAAUGGACGCGGUCAUAUUCGUCUUCUUCUUCGCUGUCGAUGUCAAAAUGCUGCUCGCUGCAGAGAUUCUGGCCGGUAUUCCCUGGGGCAUCUUCCAGACUUUGCCCGCCGCAUAUGCCUCUGAAGUGUGUCCGGUUGUCCUCCGUCCGUACUUGACGACCUUUAUCAACAUGUGCUGGGUGAUUGGGCAGUUCGUCGCGGUGGGUGUGAAUCGCGGAUCCAUACAAGAACCGACCAGUGGGCGUACCGGAUUCCCUUUGCGGUGCAGUGGGCAUGACCACUCCGGAUCCUCAUUGGAAUCCUCUUCGCACCCGAAUCACCCUGGUGGCAUGUCCGACGGGGGUGCUAAACGGGCCCUGCAGCGGCUUACUUCAUCCACCGAUCCGAACUUCGAUCCUGACGAGACAAUCGCCAUGAUCCAGCAUACAAACGAGCUAGAAAAGACACUUGCGAGCGGCACAAAAUACACCGAUUGUUUCAAGGGGACGAACCUGCGCCGAACAGAAGUUGUCUGCGUAGUUUGGCUGGUCCAGACACUGUGCGGGCAGAACCUCAUGGGCUACUUUGCCUACUUUUGCGUCCAGGCUGGUCUCCCGACGGUGCGUUCCUUCGAUCUCUCACUGGCACAGUAUGCCCUCGGUUUCAUUGGGACCGCGGGGUCAUGGUUCCUAAUGACCUACACCGGUCGUCGCACACUGCACGUCUGCGGUCUGGCAAGCUUAUUUACCCUGCUCGUCAUCACAGCGAAGUGGGCGAUCGGUGCGAUGUUGAUCAUCUUCACCUUCUGCUACGACUUUACUAUCGGACCCGUGACGUAUUCGCUGGUGUCGGAACUGUCGUCCACCCGACUCAAGGCCAAGACGAUCGUGCUGGCGAGAGUCGGAUACAACAUCAGUAAUAUUGUUGUCAACGUGCUCACAAACUAUCAGCUCAACUCGACGGCUUGGAACUGGGGUGCCCGCAGCGCAUAUUUUUGGGCGGGAACAUGUCUCGUCUGCUUGAUCUGGUCAUACUUUCGCCUACCGGAGCCCAAGGGAAGAACUUAUGAGGAAUUGGAUCUGCUGUUUGAGCAAGGAGUGUCGGCGCGCAAGUUCAGAGACACAGUAGUUGAUCCAUACGAGGGCGAGGAGGAACACCUGGAGGUGCGAGAGGAGCGCCAUAAGGACUAG
This is a messenger RNA of Aspergillus viridinutans, 1440 nucleotides long. Its product is annotated as putative MFS maltose permease. NCBI's taxonomy places the organism in Eukaryota, Fungi, Ascomycota, Eurotiomycetes, Eurotiales, Aspergillaceae. Gene Ontology annotation, cellular component: membrane. Gene Ontology annotation, molecular function: carbohydrate:proton symporter activity. The transcript has 4 exons. The record is from RefSeq and is a predicted model, not a curated record. Gene Ontology annotation, biological process: carbohydrate transport; transmembrane transport. The coding region runs from base 1 to 1440 and encodes 479 amino acids.